AUUGACCCGAUAUAAUGAAGGCCUUGCAAUUCGCUCUUGUAUUUUCGGCCAUUCUGGCCAUUGCCUUCGCUGCAAAUGCCAGUUGGGGAGCCAAAUUGUCCAGCAGUAAGUUGGUCAGCACUCAGAACGUGACCAUCUACAAGAAGGCCAACCAAUAUGUGAGCAGUCUCAUCAGUUUCCCACUGGCGGGCCAGAGCAACACUAAAACCAUUCGGUACAUUAGCAUAACUGAUAGGUUUACCAACAGUUCGGGACCUUACUCCACCUUGUGGUCCGGUGGACCAGGAUUCAUCAAUGCCCAGGUCAAUGUCACAAGCCAGUUUUCUCAAGGAAUCAAUGUAACUGCUCAAUUUUGGGUGGAUGCCUAAACCUACAACUUUUCCGUAUACAAAUUUUAAAAUAUUCUGUUUUGCAAUGUAUUUUAAAUGUAAUUCCGAAUUGGUAAAUAAUUAUUUUCAAAUCCCAAGUCGAUAAACUAAAAGCAACAUAAUAAAGAUGUCCUGAAAAUUGACGAUAAUGUUUAACGCAGUGGAAUUCAACUAUUAUUUAACUAUUGCUUAAAAAAACUUUCAGAAACUGAAGUCUAUAACUUAGUCAAUUUACUUUUGUAGUUUAUUUAGAUAUAUGAAAACUUCACGGGAAAACAGUUUAAAGCAGUUUUUAUUAUUAAUAUUAUUUUUAAUAUUAUUUUUAUU
Molecule: messenger RNA, 695 nt
Organism: Drosophila melanogaster (fruit fly)
Lineage: Eukaryota; Metazoa; Arthropoda; Insecta; Diptera; Drosophilidae
Exons: 2
Coding region: 15-368 (117 amino acids)
Source: RefSeq, marked reviewed